UCACCAACGAACCAACUUUUGAAAGCAGCAAAUAUCAGUAAAUUACUCAAGCAAGAUGGCUGAACCACAACCGAAGAGCGUACACGAAGGCGCCGGAGAUGUCGAAGAUGAGGUCCAGACUACCGCGAAGUCGGCAGAGGAUAGAAAGGCAGCGGCCGCAAUGGCUAGCCUCGAUGCGCGGGGAGAUGAUGCGGGUUCGGGCAGCGCCGUCGAUCAAGAAGCUGCCAGCAAAGCUAUAAUGAGUCUCGGGAAUGGAACUCCUGGUGCUGAUAAGAAGGAGGUCAAGAAGGUGAAGGUAGACGCUGCUGAUGUCUCAUUGCUGGUCGACGAAUUAGAUCUUACUAAAGUUAAGGCAACUGAACUGCUUAAGGCGCACGACGGCGACGCGGUGUUGGCCAUGAAGGCUUUUAUUGCUACAUGAGAAUGAUUACGAAUGGGGAGUCAGCAAAAGGCAAAUUCCGAAUUUUCGCAUAAGAGGCGUCAUGGUCAUGGCUGCAUGGUUUUGGCAGUGAUAGAAAAAAUUGAUAUACCCAACUGCUCAGUUUCACGGGGAAUACCACGCUUUUCGAGGGCUACCUAGUGAAUGAAGGCCUCUUUGUUAUACUCUGGCUUAUUCAUAUCACUAAUGGUGUAUGCUGCAGGUAUUCGAGCUUCGACACCUAGAGCCGAAAGCAGAUGAUUGUCUUAGGAGCAAACAUUUAAAUCCGACGAGGGAAUUAAGGACCCUCGGUCGGACGGCCAAAAUGUUCAACUACCUACUAGGUAGAUAUUAUAGACAUUACUAAUACAUCCAUUCUCCAAACACCGGACGAAUAUGGCCGUGUUUAUCUACGGCUCGAGUCCCUUACCGAUGAGGGUCAUUUGCUGCCGGGUGGUCAAGAACUCGGCUUUAAACUCACCCUUACUUCAUUAUCAAAAAUUUUAGAAAUCCUAACACCAUACUUAGACCCAAUUUCCUGCACUGAAUAGAGU
Messenger RNA from Annulohypoxylon maeteangense, 972 nucleotides. RefSeq lists its product as uncharacterized. The coding region runs from base 56 to 421 and encodes 121 amino acids. The record is from RefSeq and is a predicted model, not a curated record. Lineage: Eukaryota; Fungi; Ascomycota; Sordariomycetes; Xylariales; Hypoxylaceae. Gene Ontology annotation, biological process: negative regulation of apoptotic process; protein stabilization. The transcript has 2 exons.